AUGACGACUCUUUCAGACCACUCGCAUCUUCACAACACAUCUAGUCCAAAUUCACCUACAGUGACUACGCAUACGUUUGAUAAUUCCGAUUUGCAUGACGACAUUAGCGCGCCUUCCAAAUCCGGUCUCAAGAAACCCAAUGAUUCCGACACUACUACGGUAGCGGUACCAACUGCAGAACAGCCACCGGGCGUAAACGCAGGCCCUGUCGCGCCUGCUACGGGUCAACCGGUCAAUAUUGAGAGCACACCAGUGGAAGAUGACCCUCGCCAAUGGUCACGGCAUAGAAAGCUCGUCAUCUUGGCCAUUAUCUCCUUUGCCGCGCUAGCUCCAACGACUGGCGCAUUCAUCUACCAACCCGCAAUCCAACUGGUCGAGCGUGAUCUACAUGCUACAACAAGCGAGAUUGCCCUCAGUCUCUCGCUCUUCAUUCUCGUCCAGGGCAAUGCUCCGCUAGCAUGGUCCUCCAUUAGCGAAAUCAAAGGAAGAAGAUUCGUCUACAUUAUUGCUAUGAUUAUUUUCAUUGUUGGCUCUGCGGUUGGAGGUGCUUCGAAGCAGAUGCCUGUGCUCAUCUGUAUGCGCAUGCUACAAGCUGCAGGCUCGAGUGCCGUCUUGAGCUUGGGUGCUGGGACUCUAGCAGAUAUAUACGCACCACAUGAACGUGGUAGCAUGCUUGGAAUAUACUAUGCUGCACCAUUGUUAGGUCCAUCUCUAGGGCCAGUCGUUGGAGGUGCACUCUCCCAAGCAUGGAGUUGGCGAGCCACGUUCUACUUCCUCACAAUUAUCGGCGUCGUUGUCCUUAUCUCUAUGUUCAUGUUCAGGGACACCUUUCGACAAGAACGAAGCCUAACAUACCAGUCAGCAAAGCGCCAUGCGAUCCGUCGUGCAGAGGCCAAACUUGCACAGAGUGGCUCUGUCGAUGCGAUGGAAAAGGCGACCCAGAUACGUGUCGAUCCAUCCACUAUCCGGGUGACACUUGUAGAUCUGAACCCUUUCAAACCCAUCUGGAAUAUCCUCAGAAGGAAGAAUAAUCUCGCCAUCCUUCUUCCAUCCGCUCUUCUAUUUGCUUUUCAAUACAGCAUUUGCUUUACUGCUGCACGGACCUUUGCAGCUGCUCCGUACCACUACGAUCCACUCAAGAUUGGCCUCAUUCUCCUAUCAUUUGGUUUUGGUAAUAUGUGCGGAAGCGUCCUGGGAGGAAGAUGGUCAGACCAUACCUUUGCUAAACUCAAGGAAAAGAACAACGGCCAAGGAUGGCCAGAGAUGCGCCUUAACAGCACCAAACCAGUGAUGAUCAUCCUUCCUCCGACCAUUCUUGCCUUUGCUUGGACAUGCCAGAAGCACACGCAUAUUGCAGGUCCAGUGGUGUCUUUAUUCUUCGCUGGAUUUGCUGUCCUAUUCAUCUACAGUAGCACACUAGCAUAUGUUGUUGACGCCAACGCCGGCCGUUCCACUGCUGCUGUUGCCUCAAAUAGCUCCGCUCGUGGUAUCUCUGGGCUCAUCGCCGCAGAGAUUGCUGCGCCCAUUCAGGACGCAAUCGGAGACGGAGGAUUGUACUCAAUAUGGGCUGGGCUUGUCAUCGUCAUGGAGCUUAUGAUUCUCCUCGUCAUCUGGAGAGGAAAGCGCUGGAGGGAGGAGGCAGAAAGGCAGGAACAAGCUGGUCAAACCAUUAGUGGCUCGGCCACCCCAAUAGGACCAAAUUCACGUCUCGUUGCCAAAUAA
Serendipita indica DSM 11827 is the source of this 1722-nucleotide messenger RNA. Lineage: Eukaryota; Fungi; Basidiomycota; Agaricomycetes; Sebacinales; Serendipitaceae. The record is from the annotation of a GenBank genome assembly.